AUGUUGGGCUUUGAUGUCACGGCAGUAUGGGAUCGUCUGAAGGAAUUGCUUGAAAUGAACGUUAAGUUGGGGCAGCUUCAGAACCGAUCACAAGAAGUUGACAUUCAGAUCACAGCAUAUGCUCAUGACAGAACCAGAAACAAUGAAACAAUCAGUGGGAUUGAUAAGGAUAUUAAGGGCUUGCAGGAAAAACAGGCGACGCUGAUGUCAAUUGAUGUGGCCAAAGGUUCUGAAAUUUUGCAAGUUGCAAUCAAAAGCAAAUGCUAUAACUGA
Prunus armeniaca (apricot) is the source of this 273-nucleotide messenger RNA. Lineage: Eukaryota; Viridiplantae; Streptophyta; Magnoliopsida; Rosales; Rosaceae. The record is from the annotation of a GenBank genome assembly.